AUGACAUAGAGGGGGAGAGGUGGGAGAGAAGCAAGCGGAGAAAGAAGAGACUAUCGGAGGGAGGGAUCGACCCUGUUUCUGGACCCGUAUUGAGCCGCUGCCCUCUGGGAUACACCGCACCGCCAAAAAAUGCUCAUAAAGGAAUUUCGAGUGAUUCUUCCUAUCUCUGUGGAAGAGUACCAGGUCGGCCAGCUGUACUCUGUGGCUGAGGCCAGUAAGAAUGAGACAGGUGGAGGAGAAGGAGUGGAGGUGCUAAAAAAUGAGCCCUACGAGAAAGAGGGGGAGAAGGGACAGUACACACACAAAAUUUAUCAUUUGCAGAGUAAAGUGCCGUCAUUCGUCCGAAUGUUGGCUCCAUCUUCAGCUCUCAACAUCCACGAGAAAGCCUGGAACGCAUACCCAUACUGUCGCACAGUUAUCACUAACGAGUAUAUGAAAGAUAACUUCCUGAUCAAGAUUGAGACAUGGCACAAACCUGACACGGGACACCUUGAAAAUGUACAUGGUUUGGAUGCAGAAACCUGGAAGAAGGUGGAUGUAGUCUAUAUCGAUAUUGCGGACAGAAGCCAAGUGGAGCUGAAGGACUACAAGCCAGAGGAGGAUCCUUGCAGGUACAAGUCAGUGAAGACAGGACGAGGCCCUCUAGGACCAGACUGGAAGAAAGAGCUUCCUAACAAGAAAGACUGCCCACACAUGUGUGCCUACAAACUGGUCACUGUCAAAUUCAAGUGGUGGGGCCUGCAAAAUAAAGUGGAGAACUUCAUUCAAAAGCAAGAGAAGCGUUUGUUCACUAAUUUCCACCGUCAGCUGUUCUGCUGGAUCGACAAAUGGAUUGACUUGAACAUGGAAGACAUUCGUCGCAUGGAGGAGGAGACACGCAAGGAGCUAGAUGAGGCAAGUGAAAAAGAUUGA
Messenger RNA from Morone saxatilis (striped sea-bass), 912 nucleotides. It is a transcript of the gene pitpnab, whose product is annotated as phosphatidylinositol transfer protein, alpha b. The coding region runs from base 130 to 912 and encodes 260 amino acids. Gene Ontology annotation, molecular function: phosphatidylcholine binding; phosphatidylinositol binding; phosphatidylcholine intramembrane carrier activity. Gene Ontology annotation, cellular component: cytoplasm. The record is from RefSeq and is a predicted model, not a curated record. Gene Ontology annotation, biological process: phospholipid transport. The transcript is spliced from 10 exons. NCBI's taxonomy places the organism in Eukaryota, Metazoa, Chordata, Actinopteri, Moronidae.